Messenger RNA from Calypte anna (Anna's hummingbird), 1495 nucleotides. It is a transcript of the gene GPATCH3, whose product is annotated as G-patch domain containing 3. Gene Ontology annotation, biological process: negative regulation of RIG-I signaling pathway; positive regulation of DNA-templated transcription; negative regulation of type I interferon production. The record is from RefSeq and is a predicted model, not a curated record. Gene Ontology annotation, molecular function: nucleic acid binding. Lineage: Eukaryota; Metazoa; Chordata; Aves; Apodiformes; Trochilidae. Bases 1 to 1485 code for a protein of 494 amino acids. The transcript has 7 exons.
AUGGCGGCGCCCAGCGGUACCCCCGGUAAUGGCGGCCCCGCCGCCGCUCGCUACUGCCUGGUGAGCGGCAUCCCCGCCGCGCUGCGCUCCGCUCAGCUCCGCGCCUACUUCAGCCAAUUCCUGGAGGAGGGCGGAUUCCUUUGCUUCCAUUACCGACACCGCCCCGAGCGCCCGCCGCCGCCGGCGGAGGAGGAGGAGGCGGCGGCCUCGGCCUCGGCGCCGCGCACUUGCUGCUGCCUGGUGGCCGUCAGACCGGGCCGUGCCCGCCGCUUCCUCCGCAUGUACUCGGGGAAGCGAUGGGUCGGGCCGGGCGGUUCCUGGCUGCCCGGACGCUGCCUCAUCCGCAGGGUCCGCCUGGGGCCCGGGACAGGUCCAGAGACGUUUCCCUACAGUGGGGACAAGGUGACUUCGAGUGAUUUGGUGGCAGACUUCAAGGGGCUGCCCGAGUUCAACCCCCCUUCCUUCAUGCCCUAUGGCAACGUUGGCACCCCCUUGAAAACCUUCCUGGAGCUGAUCCGGGCCUGCAGGCUCCCUCCCUGGAUUAUCAAGAAGUUGCAGCUGGAUUUUCCCAAGACAGGCUCAUCCCGCAGGUAUGGGAAUGUCCCUUUUGAAUACCAGGACACUGAGACAGUGACAGAAGAAGAAGAAAGAGUUUACACAGCCACGGGGGAUGAGAUCACAGCAGCAGAGGGGGCUGUGGCAGCAGCAGCCCAGGUGACUCACCCAGCUGGUGCUGAGCAAGAUGAGGAGGAGCAGGAGGAAGAGGAAUGGCACUCAGAGGAUGACAAUGACACCUGUGAGGAGUGGGAGAGACACGAGGCUCUGCAUGAGGAUGUGACCAAGCAGGAGAGGGUGGAGGAGAGGCUGUUUGAGGAGGAGAUUGAGCUCAAGUGGGAGAAAGGAGGCUCUGGCCUGGUCUUCUACACAGAUGCUCAGUACUGGCAGGAGCAGAACGGAGAUUUUGAUGAGCAGACAGCAGAUGACUGGGAUGUGGACAUGAGCAUCUACUAUGACAAAGAUGGAGGUGAUAAGGACGCUCGGGACUCGGUCCGGAUGUGUCUGGAACAGCGGCUCCGGGAUGGUUUGGAGGACGGGGCUGUCUCGGGACAGCAGAUUGGCACCUUUGAGAGACACACCAAGGGCUUUGGCAGGAAGGUGCUGGAGCAGCAGGGCUGGACAGAGGGGCUGGGACUGGGGAGCAGCAACUCUGGAAUGGCUGAAGCUUUGGACAAUGAGGGUCAGAACCCCAGAUGCAAGAGGGGGCUGGGCUACCACGGGGAGAAACUCCCAACGUUCAAGCAGGUGAAGAAAGCCCGGAGAGGGGAUGGUCCCAUCCUCAUCUCCACCAUCUACGAUGAUCCCGAGCCUCAGGAUUCUGGGGAUCAGCUCCUCAGACGCCAACCCCCCACUUCCAUGAAGUACAGGAAGGACAUGAGCUUUGUCCGGGCAUCCCGAGGCGUUCUACAGAACUUCGGCAUUCAGUAAAUAAAACUCU